AUGGAUGCUAAAGAGAUAAAAUCAGCUGUUUCUAGUUUAGAGAAAUCUACAGAUGAUGCUACCAUUUUGAAACUUUUGAAUAUUUUAAAUGAUGGUGUAGAACCCACUGAAAAAUUAUUGAGAGAGACUAAGGUUGGGGUUGCCGUGAAUAAAUUUAGAGGUAACAGUAACUCUGAAGUCAGCUCGUUGGUUAAAAAAAUGAUUAGAAAUUGGAGAGAGGUUGUUCAGAAUGAAAAGACUAAAAAGAAGACCGGUUCAGCGACACCAGAUAAGGACUCCAAACCAACAACAAACACAACAAAGCAAAAUUCUACCGAAAGCAAAUUUCAUAGUGGACCAAGAAACCCAAAAACCGACGGAGUAAAUACAACGCUUUAUGAUAAUUCUACGAGAAAUGCCUCUGUAAGUGCGUUAUAUACUGCUUUGGCUAUUGAACGUAAUGACUCAGGUGAACAUAUAUUAGCAGUUGCCCGUGAUAUUGAAAACGAAGUUUUCAAGGCUGAAUACCUGUCUGUUAAUGAUAAUUAUAGAAAUAAAUUAAGAACUUUUACAAUGAACCUUAGAAAUAAGAAAAACCCAGAUUUAAGAGACCGUUUAUUAACUAAUAAAAUUAAGCCAUCAAAUUUUAUUAAAAUGACACCAAAUGAAAUGGCACCUGAAUCAUUAAAGAAAGAGAUUGAAAAGUUACAUAAACAAAACCUUUUCGAUGCCCAAGGUGCAACUGAAAAGAGGGCGGUCACUGAUAGAUUUACUUGUGGUAAAUGUAAACACAAAAAGGUCAGUUAUUAUCAAAUGCAAACCAGAUCUGCGGAUGAACCUUUAACUACCUUUUGUACUUGUGAGAAUUGUGGUAACAGAUGGAAGUUUUCAUGA
Molecule: messenger RNA, 873 nt
Organism: Debaryomyces fabryi
Lineage: Eukaryota; Fungi; Ascomycota; Pichiomycetes; Serinales; Debaryomycetaceae
Product: transcription elongation factor DST1
Exons: 1
Coding region: 1-873 (290 amino acids)
Biological process (GO): transcription elongation by RNA polymerase II; regulation of mRNA 3'-end processing; transcription antitermination
Cellular component (GO): nucleus
Molecular function (GO): zinc ion binding; RNA polymerase II transcription regulatory region sequence-specific DNA binding
Source: RefSeq, a predicted model, not a curated record